Zerene cesonia (dogface butterfly) is the source of this 849-nucleotide messenger RNA. Its product is annotated as phospholipid scramblase 2-like. NCBI's taxonomy places the organism in Eukaryota, Metazoa, Arthropoda, Insecta, Lepidoptera, Pieridae. Gene Ontology annotation, cellular component: plasma membrane. Gene Ontology annotation, molecular function: phospholipid scramblase activity. The coding region runs from base 1 to 849 and encodes 282 amino acids. The transcript has 7 exons. Gene Ontology annotation, biological process: plasma membrane phospholipid scrambling. The record is from RefSeq and is a predicted model, not a curated record.
AUGGCAGAUAUUUCUCACACAGAGCCUCGAGGGAUUGAAAACUUAGCGGCUACCGCAGAUGACGGAUCUGAUUUGAGACCUGAUUCAGUCAUAUCGCAACAACCACAGUCAAACGACAAUGGCCGAGCCGAGCUCACCGUGUCCACAGUCAACUGGAGGCCGAAUACCGUGACGCCGCUCCGACCGAUGCAUGGACUGGACUUCCUCAUCGGUGUGUCGAGUCUUCUCAUCCAGCAGACUGUAGAACUCAAUGAUUUAACGUCAAGCAUAGACUCAGAGAACUGGUACAUAGUGAGGGUACCGAAUGGCCCGUCACUAUUCUUGGCUAGUGAGAAAUCUUCGAAGACACAAAGACUCCUCUGCGGUGUGGGGAGGGGGUUCACAUUGCACCUCCAUGAUAACAGCAGGCAAGGAGCCAUGGAUAUGGAGAGGCGAUUGGCUGCUGCGUCUUGUUUCUUUCCUUUCAGAUUACAGGAAAUGAAAGUAAUUACACCACCAGGAGACUACAUUGGUCGCAUCCAGCAACAGUGGACGUGGAUGGUGCCCUUCUAUCUAGUGAGGAAUAUUAAUGAUGACGUCAUAUACGUUAUUGAAGGUCCGGCUAGACUGAAUAAGAGUAACUUGAUGUUAUCAGAAUUUAAGAUAUUGACUAGUGAUUCUCUCCGUCAAGUGGGCAAGAUCUUCCACAGCUGGGAUCGUGAGCUGGUCAGUUUUGUUACGACUGUGCUAUUUCCAGACUGCGCAGUGCAGCCCAAGAGUAAAGCUCUCCUUUUGGCUGCUACAUUUUUACUGGAAUAUACGUAUUUUGAGAGAGCAAAAACAAGCUGUCUACGAUGCAACUGUUGUUGA